Myodes glareolus (Bank vole) is the source of this 1665-nucleotide messenger RNA. RefSeq names its product reticulocalbin 3 (gene Rcn3). Gene Ontology annotation, cellular component: endoplasmic reticulum. The record is from RefSeq and is a predicted model, not a curated record. Lineage: Eukaryota; Metazoa; Chordata; Mammalia; Rodentia; Cricetidae. Gene Ontology annotation, molecular function: calcium ion binding.
GGAUCUGCCUUAUCGCCCACCCCUCCUUCCAGGCCAGCGCUCAACCUUGUGGACGUGGCGAGGGGCUCCAGGGGCAACCUUGGCGCCCAUUGGCUCCGCCUCUGAGGGCCUCCUGCGCCGUCAUUGGUCGGAGGGCGGGGGCCUCUGGGCUGCCCGGGGCGGAGCUUGACUGGCGCCGCGCCAGGUUGGGCAUCUUUGCGCGAAAGCAGAGCUCAUCGUGGGGAGCGAACCCAAGCCUGGGACCAAUGAUGUGGCGACGGUCGCUUCUGUUGCUUCUCUUGCUGCUGAGGUGGUGGGCCCUGGGGAAACCAUCCCCUGACGCCGGACCUCAUGGCCAGGGUAGGGUGCAUCAGGGAGCCCCCCUGAGCGACGCCCCCCACGAUGACGCCCACGGAAAUUUCCAGUAUGACCACGAGGCGUUCCUGGGAAGAGAUGUAGCCAAGGAAUUCGACCAACUCAGCCCAGAGGAAAGCCAGGCCCGACUCGGUCGGAUCGUGGACCGCAUGGAUCUUGCUGGGGACAACGAUGGCUGGGUGUCCUUAGCCGAGCUCCGUUCGUGGAUUGCGCACACACAACAGCGGCACAUCCGCGACUCGGUGAGCGCAGCCUGGCACACCUACGACACGGACCGCGACGGGCGUGUGGGUUGGGAGGAGUUACGCAAUGCCACGUAUGGCCACUAUGAGCCCGGGGAGGAAUUCCAUGAUGUGGAGGAUGCUGAGACCUACAAGAAGAUGCUGGCUCGGGAUGAGCGGCGAUUCCGGGUGGCCGACCAGGAUGGGGACUCCAUGGCUACCCGGGAAGAGCUAACAGCCUUUCUGCACCCCGAGGAGUUCCCCCAUAUGCGGGACAUUGUGGUUGCAGAGACCCUAGAGGACCUUGACAGGAACAAAGAUGGCUACGUCCAGGUGGAGGAGUACAUCGCGGACCUGUACUCUGAGGUGCCUGGGGAGGAGGAACCUGCCUGGGUGCAGACAGAGAGGCAGCAGUUCCGGGACUUCCGGGAUCUGAACAAGGAUGGGAAGCUGGAUGGCAGUGAAGUUGGCUACUGGGUGCUGCCUCCAUCCCAGGACCAGCCCCUCGUGGAGGCCAACCACCUGCUGCACGAGAGCGACACAGACAAGGAUGGCCGUCUGAGCAAAGCUGAGAUCCUGAGCAACUGGAACAUGUUUGUGGGCAGCCAGGCCACCAACUACGGCGAGGACCUGACAAGACACCAUGAUGAACUGUGAUCCUAGGUCUGCUCGGCCCUGUGACCCCAGGACUCCACGGGAGCAAUUGAGGGGCCACUGCAGCCAACCUCCAGGACACAGACUCAGCUCUGGUGUCCCUAGUGGCUCUCAGGGACCCACUGAAUUACCUUCUCCCCUUGAGACCCUGGCCCCCCGCCCUAGAGCCCCCUGUCUGCCCAGGACACGCAGGCACUCGAGUGACAGCCACUGACACCAUCUCCCAGCUCAGGCCUGGCCCACCAUCUCCCAGCACAGGCCUGGCCCACCAUCUCCCAGCACAGGCCUGGCCCACCAUCUCCCAGCACAGGCCUGGCCCACCAUCUCCCAGCACAGGCCUGGCCCACACCCUGGCCCAACCCCAAUCUGAGCCCCAAUCACACGACUGACCUGUACCGCCCACUACCUGGGAGGAAUAAAAGCCUUUGCUGGGGUC